Scatophagus argus is the source of this 1929-nucleotide messenger RNA. RefSeq lists its product as uncharacterized. The transcript is spliced from 11 exons. Gene Ontology annotation, biological process: humoral immune response; positive regulation of canonical NF-kappaB signal transduction. Bases 356 to 1744 code for a protein of 462 amino acids. The record is from RefSeq and is a predicted model, not a curated record. NCBI's taxonomy places the organism in Eukaryota, Metazoa, Chordata, Actinopteri, Scatophagidae.
UUUGUGAGAGUGGUGUCUUGUUGUUUUCCCUCGGGCAGAAUUUCACACCAAGAGGGCAUGACUGAACUCCGAAUAUAUGCAAAUCAUUUCCAGGCAAUUAGAUAGCAUUCAGCUGCACGUAGCAGAGUGGAGCAAGCUUUAAAUUAAUGCCUGUUACCCUCCUCAGCUAAGCUUUCCUGGCUGAUCUGGCUGAGCAAGACAAACUCUACAUCCUUGACUCUGAUUGGACACCGCUGAAGCAGUGAAGAAUUUGCAUAUAGCAGGCUGUAACGCACACAAGCCUCUGCACCCACAAGAGUUUAAAGAAUCCAGCAGAGAACGGGACUUCUUCUAUACUGAAGUCACCUGGUUUAAGAUGGAGAAAUCUGAAAAAGUGCCAGAACCGAAACUCUUUUCCGCCGCAAAUAAAUCAGAGAAUCCCCUUGGACUUUUAAACCCUGCGGUGAGAGCUAACCAAAUAUUUUACGUCAACCCACAGCAUGAUAGAUUCACACCAAGCUGGCGCAUGGAUGCGGGUUAUUUCUGCCAAAAAACCCCAUGUAGGUACUCACAAGUUAACCGAGAGUUCAGUCAGCCUGCUCAUGCAGCGAAGCAUGCCGAGCUGAUGUGGCACAGCGAGCCAGAAGGUAGAGGAGCGACUCCUGCCAGGAUGGAUUUCCCUCCUGAUUGCCAUUGCCUUCGUCCUGCACAAUCCAGCGAGGAUGACACGAGAGGAGAGUGCAGUUGCUGGAAAUGUGGACCACAGUGUGGAACUACAGAGCCUGCAAACAGAAGCGCAGCAAGAGGGGAGGACGAAUACAGUUCUCAGCUUCAGAGUCUUGAGGAAGAUCUCGAGCCUCCUUUGCCCCUAAGAUCUGAUGAUGAGUGGCAGCACUACAAUCCUUUUGUACCUCCUCACGUCUACAUGCACAAGCACAACGUUCAUCAUGCCAUGGACGUCAGGUGUUGUCACUCUGCAGGAGAGGGGCACUACAACUUCAAUCCAGUCAACAGAUACCUUCCUCAGCCAGUUUACCACUCUGCUCCCUCCCAAAACUGGCUCCAGUGUCAUCAUACCUGUAUGAAUGGCAGCUUGGCUCAGGGAGGCGUCUCGGUGAACGUGCCUCAGUUCUCGGUCCCGCCAGCGAAGGGCAUGUCUCAGGUCAGCGUGAUGAACCUGAGCUCAGUGGGAACUGAGGCGUCCUUCUCACACCCGCAGGAGAAAAAAAAAACCAUCAGUCUGCCUGAUGUGUGCCGAAAUGUUUUUAUAACUUAUUCUUCAGACGCUUCCUCCGAGAUAGUCCCCUUUGUGGACUUCCUCACAAAGCAAGGUUUUCGUACAGCUAUUGACAUAUUUGACAGUCCUGUCAGACGUAUGGAUAUCAACAAGUGGAAGGACAGUCACCUGAAAGAUCCUUCAACUCUGAUCAUUAUCGCCAUCAGUCCGAAGUAUAAGGCAGACAUCGAAGGGUCUGUAGUGGACAGCCAUAGUCUACACACCAGAUAUAUUCACACCAUGAUGCAGAAUGAAUUCAUUCAGCAAGGCAGCUUGAAUUUCAGAUUUAUACCGGUUCUCUUCGUCAGAGCAUCCCAGAAACACAUCCCAAUUUGGCUUCAGAACACACGUUUUUACCGAUGGCCACAGGACACUGAGGAUUUAUUACUGCGGCUGCUCAGGGAGGAGAGAUACAUUCCUCCGCCUGUACCCAUGGAGCUCACUCUCAUCAUCAGGCCGGUGGAUCCCAGCUCUGCAGCUACACUGUAAAGACACACUUUUGUUUAUGCACGAGUGUGUUCGAUGAUGUAAUUGACUGUGCUGUUUGUGCAGCUAUUUUAAAACCUCAUGUAUCAGGUCUGGCCUCAGUCAUCAGUAGCUCAUGUUCUAAGAUGUGUUGUAUUUGUUGUUUUGCAUUUCAAUAAAGUUUUUAUCUCAUUCUCUGUGCAACAGUA